CUGAAAGGUUUAACUCGUGUGCGUUGUGCCGGUAUAAAAAUGAAGUUCGUCCUUUUGAUUGCACUUAUCUUGGCCCUGGGCAGCUGUUAUGGCGCCGAAUUCGCAGAACCUAUGUCCGCUCAGGACCGGUCUCUGUCCAGUGUGGCCUUGGAAGCCGUGGAGUCCCUAAAGAUAGUUCUGCGCAAUGGAGCCCCGAAUCACGGAAUUCCCGUAUUGGCUCCUGCGAAGCUCGCACAUAAAUCCUUCAAGUUCAGCACAGGAGAGCUCAGUUUAGAUGGUGAGAUCGAGGACUUUGUACUGGAGGGUCUGGAUGAGUACGAAGUACUCAUCAUGAACGUGGACGUGUUUAGAAACCGCGUUAAGACGACGAUUAAAUGGGAUAAUGUCAACAUCACCACCCUGUACAAGGCAGAUGUGGGCAGUGGCUAUCGCAUGCAGCGCGAAGGUGGCGCCUUCUUUGCCCUUAAGGACCUGGUCAUUGAGGGCACGAUCAACUACUCGCUCGGUUUGCUGUCCAAGAAACUGGCCGUAAAGGACAUCCUGUUCUACCCCACGGUGGGCAGUGUCGACUCGCAGAUCGAGAACCUGUCCAAGUACCGCAUCCUGAACCGCAAGAUGAACGAGAUCAUCGAGGAGUUCGUCUCCCUGACAAUCAACGACAACACAGACUUUGUCGCUGAAUGGGUCAACGAGUUCGUCACUCCCAUAUGCAACGAUAUGAUCGGAGACCGCUCCCUGAGUGAUAUCAUUGCCAUUAUCACGGGAGGAGGAAACUAAAUACCAAAUAUCCACAAUAAAGCCCAAAAGUAUUCGACUUGAG
Molecule: messenger RNA, 820 nt
Organism: Drosophila serrata
Lineage: Eukaryota; Metazoa; Arthropoda; Insecta; Diptera; Drosophilidae
Source: RefSeq, a predicted model, not a curated record